UCGUGUGGUAGUGCAAUAGAUAUUUGAAAACUGCAACGAAUUUGCGAUGGUAUAUUCCCAGAGGAGUCCAGGUUGCCGGCGCCUGCUGCUCUUGCUUCUGCUUCUCACAGCCUUGGAGUCAGAGAGCGGCCACAUCCACUACUCCAUCCCGGAGGAGGUAAAACACGGCACCUUCGUGGGCCGCAUUGCCCAGGACUUGGGGCUGGAGCUGGCGGAGCUGGUGCCUCGUCUUUUCCGAGUAGCGUCCAAAGGUCAUAGAGAUCUUCUGGAAGUAAAUCUGCAGAAUGGCAUUUUGUUUGUGAAUUCUCGGAUAGACCGGGAGGCAUUGUGCGGGCGGAGCGCGGAGUGCAGCAUCUACCUGGAGGUGAUCGUGGACAGGCCGCUGCAGGUAUUCCAUGUGGAGGUGGAGGUGAAGGACAUUAACGACAACCCGCCCAGGUUCUUGCGGCAGGAACAAAGAUUGUUUAUUUUAGAGUCAAGAAUAGUGGAUUCCCGGUUUCCGCUAGAGGGCGCAUCUGAUAUGGAUGUCGGAGCAAACGCAGAAUUGAAAUACAAAUUAAAUCCUAAUGAAUAUUUUGACUUGGAUGUUAAAACAAAUGAAGGAGAAACAAGCAUUUUAGAGCUAGUAUUAAAGAAAGCAGUAGAUCGAGAAGAAACCCAAGAACAUCUUUUAUUACUGACUGCAGUUGAUGGAGGAAAACCUGAACUAACAGGUACAGUUCAGUUACUGAUCAGCGUAUUGGAUGCGAAUGAUAAUGCCCCCAAAUUUGAUAAAUCAGUUUAUAAUAUCAGACUAUUAGAAAACACACCAAAUGGGACAUUAGUUAUUAAAUUGAAUGCCUCAGAUGCAGAUGAUGGCAUUAAUAAGGAAAUAGUGUACCUUUUUAGUAAUCUUGUUCUUGACAACGUCAGAUCUAAAUUUAUAAUCAAUCCAAAUAGUGGGGAAAUAACAGUUAACGGAGAACUGGAUUACGAAGAUUGUAAUUUAUAUGAAAUUAAUAUUGAUGCUGUAGAUAGAAGUCCAUUCCCAUUAACUGGACACUGCAAAGUUAUAGUAAAACUCCUGGAUGAGAAUGAUAAUACCCCGGAGAUGGUCAUAACCUACAUAUCUCUGCCUGUCCAAGAGGACGCUUCACUGGGGACCGUCAUUGCCCUGAUCAGUCUGUCCGAUCACGACUCAGGUCCCAAUGGGCAGGUGACCUGCACACUGUCGCCCCACGUUCCCUUCAAGCUGGUGUCCACCUUCAAGAAUUACUAUUCGCUGGUGCUGGACAGCGCCCUGGACCGCGAGAGUGUGGCGAACUAUAAGCUGGUGGUGACCGCGCGGGACGGAGGCUCGCCUUCGCUGUCGGCCACGGCCAGCGUGUCGGUGGAGGUGGCCGACGUGAACGACAACGCGCCGGCGUUCGCGCAGCCCGAGUACACGGUGUUCGUGAAGGAGAACAACCCGCCCGGCUGCCACAUCUUCACGGUGUCCGCGCGGGACGCGGACGCGCAGGAGAACGCGCGGGGCGCGUGCGGGCCUGCGAAGCCGGCGCUGGUGUGCUCGAGCGCCGUGGGGAGCUGGUCGUGCUCGCAGCAGAGGCGGCAGAGGGUGUGCUCUGGGGAGGGCGCGCCCAAGGCCGACCUCAUGGCCUUCAGCCCCAGCCUACCUCAGGGUCCCAGCUCUGCAGACAUCUCGCAUGAUGUCGCUGUCUACCACGAAGUUAAUCUAGUUGUUACAGUAUUCAAAAUUCAUUCCUCCUGUUACUGCUUGGUUCCACGAGUGCUGAGUGAUGGCAGGCGCAGAACUGGAUUAACAGACUCGGAUCAUACAAUAUUUCAUCUUAAUGACGAGACAAGAUCUUUUGAUGGCAAUAAAACAAAUUUUUAA
Molecule: messenger RNA, 1873 nt
Organism: Suricata suricatta (meerkat)
Lineage: Eukaryota; Metazoa; Chordata; Mammalia; Carnivora; Herpestidae
Product: protocadherin alpha-5-like
Exons: 3
Coding region: 47-1873 (608 amino acids)
Biological process (GO): homophilic cell-cell adhesion
Cellular component (GO): plasma membrane
Molecular function (GO): calcium ion binding
Source: RefSeq, a predicted model, not a curated record